AAAAGUAAUAUAGAACAAGACUUAAAUUUUAAAUGUGGGUCAUGGAAAGAAUCCAAAGACGCAGCUAGGAAUAGCGAAAGACGGUAACUGUCACAGCAAAAACCACUUCAAAGAUGGCAAUACUGACGAGUAACGCGGAGGAUCAGGUUAAAUGUUAUACUUGACUUACAUCGAAGUCAUAGCAAUUAAUGGAAAAUUACAAAUGCGAGGUUCUUUCGAUACUGGUGUGGAUUAAACAGAUGAAAACUUAAAAAUUUAUUAAACAAGUCAGGGUUUUAUUAAACUUGUGCUCAAAGUUUUUAGCUCGCCUCUUAUUUGUGGCGAAGGAAGCAAAUGAAGGAUCUUGUUCCAAAAUCACUGGCUAUCUGGCUUUUUAACGUACCUUUCACUUAUGUGUAAGUUAUACAGAUUAAAACAACUGUCGCCAUGGAACAAUUAACUAAUUUAAAAAAAAAAAUCCCCAAUAUUUUCAUGAGCACAGCAAGAGUGCAAACCAAUAAAAUUACUUUUCAGAAAAUUCCAUAAAAAAGGUGAAAUCGAUACGCUAUGCUACUUAAGCUACAUAUUUAAAAAGGUUGCCCAGUCUUAGGAAAGAAGUGGCAGAAUAACAAUUGGUUUAAGUUUACCGGUUUUAAAGAUUGAAGUGGCUGAAGUUUUUACAGAUGAACUUAAAUGUCAUGGAUACAAACGGAUGAAUUUAUGUCGGCCAAGUACAGACUAAAUAAUUAAACAGAGAAAAAAACUGAAAAAUUAAAAUCAGAAGCUUAUAAGCCUUUUGAAGGCCUGUGACAAAAAUGAAAAAAAUUUAGUAUGGAACUCAAGACCAGUUUUAUAAUAUAGUAAAUACAAAUACAAACCUUUAGGGCUAGGCUGAAGACAUUUUUAUGGCAAAAGUACUUUCCAAUAAUUAGGUACCUUGAUAGAUAAAUCAGUUGUACCUAAAUCAAAUGACGGAGUUUUGGAAUAGCAAUCACAAAUAUUAAAUAAAAAAGUCUCUAUUCCAUUCUUUUCCCCUUUUCGUUUCCCACGAAGCAGUGCUAGCUGUUGCAAAACUCCGCCGAAGCAACACCUUUUUAUAUUGAUUUGCAAUGAAAAUAGAAUAGCAAUGGAAUUAUAAAUCUAAAACUACAGCACUUCUAUUAAAAAAGAAUCUAUCUUAUGCGGAACGAUAACAAAAUUUGGCGUGGAAAGGUUUAGGACACAAAACCCAGAUACAGUUAAAUUACAAAAUUUUAUGUAAGACAACUUGAACAAACACCAUUACAGUUAAAACAAUAUUCAGUGACCAUUAUUAAAGUCAGGUAUAAAUUAUUGGAGUAAAUUCCUUCAAGACGGGUUUGUAUAUCUGAGGUGCAUGCUUGACCGGAGGUUUCUUUUUCACAGUUUUGAGAAGUUCCCGGCGGCGAAUAUUCUUUCGCUGUCUUCUAGAUCGCUUAAUUUGAUCAGAAUCUGCCGACUGGUUAACUUCACUGGACUCUGGAUUUUCUGCAGACAUAUUGGAGCUGCUUUUUGUAUCGAUAUUGUCCUCGGAAUCAGAUGUUGUAACAGGCAUAUUGUCUGGUACUUCUCUCAACAAUAACUGUCAAAAGAUUCAUUACGCUGCGUUUCUUUGAAAGAGUUCUGGACGAGUCUAUUGUUAUCAGGAAAUGUUUGGUGUUGUACAGAUAUGAAUUACAUUCUUCUAGAUUUAUGCAGUCCGCUAGUAUUUGUUUGGCUGCCGAACAUCUGUUUCAAGGAAACCUUGCCAUAUAAUAUAUCAUGGACCUUCGAAAUUUGCUCUCUUGGUUUGCAUUGUGUUUUUGUUUCUCAAGAGCAAAACGUUAUGAAAUUAUCCAAAGUGAAAAUGUUGUACUUGGAAGAGAUGUCACCCUCUCUAUAAACAUUCCAAACAUGAUGAGACCCUUGGGGUGGAAAUGUAAAACAGCUAAAUACGAAUGUGACUUGACAUGCGCUGAAGACAAAAAUAUAAAAGUUACGCAUAAUGGAAAUAUGUCCACUAUUUUCAUCCGAAAUGUGACUAAGCAAUGUUUGACUUGGGACUUCGAGGACAAUAACGUCAACGGUGGAAGAAUUCAUUUGGAGAGAAACAAUGAAGAACCAACAACAGUUUUCGAAGCUAAUGGAUCAGGAACCAGCAUACCCAUAGUCAUUCUUUCCAUACUCGAAUUUGUAGCCAUCCUUUUCAUAAUCUUUGUCAUAUAGCAUCAUUACAUUCGAAUACCCAUCUAUCACUGUGUCAUCCAGUGGAUAUCUCAUGAGAAAUACCAGAAUCCACCAGUUAUGGUAUAAGAAUGCUAUGUUUUGGGAUUUUUUUCUUGUUUUUCUUAGAGAAAUAUUGAAUAAAUUUUUUUAAAUUAUAUAUAACCAGCAUACCCAUCUAUCCCAUAGUAAUCCCUUCCAUACUUGGCCUUGUAGUCAUCCUUUUCAUAACCUUCUUUGUCAGUUUGAUCAAAACUUGUGUUAACCACAAUCCACUGGAUGUAGUAUAAGAAUGUUACCUUUCUCUUAAAAUAUUUGUUGUGAAUAAUAAAUGAUCAGUUUUCACAAUUUAGUGCAAAUGA
Messenger RNA from Octopus bimaculoides (California two-spot octopus), 2561 nucleotides. RefSeq lists its product as uncharacterized. The record is from RefSeq and is a predicted model, not a curated record. Lineage: Eukaryota; Metazoa; Mollusca; Cephalopoda; Octopoda; Octopodidae.